Molecule: messenger RNA, 1206 nt
Organism: Rhizoctonia solani
Lineage: Eukaryota; Fungi; Basidiomycota; Agaricomycetes; Cantharellales; Ceratobasidiaceae
Product: arylesterase domain-containing protein
Exons: 4
Coding region: 1-1206 (401 amino acids)
Source: RefSeq, a predicted model, not a curated record
AUGCUCGUAUACGGGUCGUCAAUAAUUGCUAUAGUGCUGGCAUAUUCCUUGUGGAAUCUCAAACACACAAUACAAGCACAGUUUGUUCCUAAAAACCUACCUCCAUUUUUCAAUGCUGGUGGAAGUUGCGAACUGAUCCGAGAGAAGGAAGUAGACAAUCGGUUCAAGUUUUGCGAAGAUGGGGUGAUCCUAGCACCAGGUAUUGCCAUCUUCAGCUGUGAUCUGGGCCGCUACGAAUGGAAUACUGCAAUGGGCCCAAUGAAUGAAACCAGUCGCGGUGGCGGCUUAUGGGCGCUUCAUUACACAUCGGCAACGACUGAAAAGCCAUAUCCCCUCGAACUAACUAGCUUCCCCGGCGAUGCUGAUAUGGGAUUCCACCCGCUUGGCAUUGAUACGCCCAGUGAUUCAUCCGGGACGCCAUCUCGGCUGCUGGUCAUAAAUCAUGGACGCCACAAACCAACCGUUGAAGUCUUUCACGUAAAGCUCGAGUGCGGCCUCGUAGCUCUCACAUACGAAACGACGUUAACGCAUCCUUCCUUCGUCGCGCCUAAUGCUAUAGCCGCUGUAUCUUUCGAUUCAUUCUUCCUAUCUCACGAUCACUAUUUUACGAAUCGCAUGCGAUGGCCUCUAAACACCAUAUUGCCAUGGCUGGAGACCUUCUUGUUGCUUCCUUUGGGUAAAGUGGAUUUAAUCUCGUUCGAAGCGCUUCCGGGCGCGGGUGUACGUAAGGUUCAAACGGUGGCGCGCAAUAUUGUAUGCGCAAAUGGCGUUGCGGUGUCGGCUGAUGGCUCUACGUUGGCUGUCGCAUCGACUGCUCGUGCCGAAGUACUGAUCUAUUCAAAGGACACAACGACCGUCAAAUUCAUUACUUCAAUACGUGUUCCGUUCGGAGUGGACAAUCUAGCGUUUGCUGGUGACCAGCUGCUGGCUGCAGGUCACCCUUAUGCCCCAGAGCUUAUGGCGCUUAUGAAAAAUAAAUCGAGUCGCGCGCCAAGCUAUGUGUCUGCAAUCUCCCCCCAAUCAGCCAAUCAGACACAGUCUUGGCUGACUCGGAUACUAGUUGGUGCCAACCUCACGACCGUAUUCAUGAGUGACGGUUCAUUUUUGAGCGCGAGCUCCGGGGCAUCUGUCGACUUGGAAAUGAGAAUAAUGUUUGUUGUUGCCUUGUAUGGGUCGGGUGUUGCCAAAUGUAACUAUACACUGUAA